Molecule: messenger RNA, 333 nt
Organism: Chaetura pelagica (chimney swift)
Lineage: Eukaryota; Metazoa; Chordata; Aves; Apodiformes; Apodidae
Gene: RUMY1
Product: family with sequence similarity 72, member A
Exons: 4
Coding region: 1-333 (110 amino acids)
Cellular component (GO): cytosol
Source: RefSeq, a predicted model, not a curated record
AUGGCAGGACGGGCAGCCGGGCUGCCCCUCGUCUGGACUGUUGAUUUCAUCGGGAGCUGCUAUUUUACUGAGAUCUGCAAAUGCAAACUGAAGAACAUUGCAUGUUUGAAGUGUGGCAACGUUGUGGGUUAUCAUGUCAUUUCUCCCUGCAAACCCUGCCUGCUCUCCUGCAACAACGGCCACCUCUGGAUGUUUUACAGCCAAGCAGUCUUUGGCAUCAACAGACUAGACCCUUCUGGUGUGAACGUUUUGCUCUGGGGCAACUUGCCAGAUUUGGAAGAAAGCACAGAUGAAGAUACAUCCUGCAUCUCUGAGGAGGAGUAUAUCAGAUGA